AAGAGACAUCUUUCCACUAUCCUGUUGCGCUGGCUCGUCAACAGUAUAACAUCGUAUGACAGCAUUCUCUUUGGAUACGAAGACAAGCCUUUUUUUCAAUAUUUGGGACUUGCCCGUGAAUCGUGCAAUCGUGUGAUACUUCUGCCCUUUUCCCCCACCCGCUGCCUUGCGUUCGCGCUCGACUCUCCAUCUCUUGUCGCUCACCUCCCAUCUAUAUCUAGGAAACUCGCUCAUCAGCUCCUGCAUUACUGCCAAAUAUCUUUGCAGACAAUCACGAUGCGUUUCACCGACGUUCUUGCGCUCCUACCCCUCUCCGCAGCCGCACUCAAUGUGCCCCACCCUCAACUCUUCUUCUCCAACUUCCUCGACAACAGCGAGAAGGAAGUGACCCCUAAUACCUUUCCUACUGUCCACGAGUCCGCUGUUCAAGCCCGUCGCAUCCUAUCUCUCGAGAAGAUUGGUACACUGUCGACCAUUUUCCCCCAAUCUAACACCCCGCAUAAUGCUGAACGUCGUCCCCAUGACGUUUCGGGCACUCCUAUCGGCUUGAUGGACUAUUACAGUGACUGCGAGCCUGCAACGGGAAACCCUACUAUUCUAGCCAUUUCCAUCGCCACUUCAUUCAAGAAUGUUGAUGCAGGCUCCAACAUCACGCUCUCCCUUCGGUGGCACCGCCCCGAUAACCGUCCAGUGAGCGCCGCUGGGCUCCCCCGCUUCUCGCUGGUUGGCUAUCUUGAGGAAAUCGACACCGAAGACGUCAUCAAGCAGAAUGUCCCAGGAUGCUUCGUGAAGCACCAUCCUGAUGCUGCUUGGUGGUUGCCCGGCAACAAGAUUCACACCAGCAAAUGGGUCCGCCUCGUCGUUCAAGAGGUGUACUGGAUCGGUGGAUUUGGAGACCGCGCCUAUAUCGGAUGGAUUCCCAUUGAGGACUGGCAGAGCGUAACGAAGGAGGAGAUCGAGAGCAUUCGUCUUCCUGGGGAGAAAUCAGGCGGUUGGAAAUCGUGGCUCGGAAUCGACAGGCCCGAAAAGAAAGAGGCCUUUGAGUUGUAAACAUCAACCUUGCACGGCAUAAUCAGGAAACCAUGUGCAGCUGGACCUUAGGCAGACAACAACAUGCGAUGAUGUUUACUGGGCAUUAUCAUACUGGCCGCAGUGCAUUCUUGACCAUUACCACGCUUUUGCCGGUAAAGUCUGUCUUCAGAGAAGCGCGACGUAUGGAACAAGAACAGCCGCAUCGUGGUCUUGAUCUCUUCUCCGGAGUCAAUUUGACUUCCAUCCAACCCUCGUUUUCGAUUUGGACUUCUUAGCUCCAUUCUAAAUUGCCACGUAGUCUAUUGCUGUAGAUAGGAGGAGCACAUUCAGGGCUGUCCCUUCAGCUUGUAAAUACAUACUAUUGAUUGCAUUAAACUCAAAUCCAC
Molecule: messenger RNA, 1418 nt
Organism: Aaosphaeria arxii CBS 175.79
Lineage: Eukaryota; Fungi; Ascomycota; Dothideomycetes; Pleosporales
Exons: 1
Coding region: 277-1050 (257 amino acids)
Source: RefSeq, a predicted model, not a curated record